This is a messenger RNA of Nymphaea colorata (pocket water lily), 2380 nucleotides long. Its product is annotated as glucan endo-1,3-beta-glucosidase 5-like. Gene Ontology annotation, molecular function: hydrolase activity, hydrolyzing O-glycosyl compounds. Gene Ontology annotation, cellular component: plasma membrane. Gene Ontology annotation, biological process: carbohydrate metabolic process. The coding region runs from base 145 to 1719 and encodes 524 amino acids. NCBI's taxonomy places the organism in Eukaryota, Viridiplantae, Streptophyta, Magnoliopsida, Nymphaeales, Nymphaeaceae. The transcript is spliced from 2 exons. The record is from RefSeq and is a predicted model, not a curated record.
UUUUCAUCUUCUUCGGUUUCUGGGGCCCAUUGUAAAGUUUAUACAGAAAGUUUUAGUCCGAUUCCUUCCGUCAUGAAUUCCCGAUUUUCUUACAUCCUAAGCAGCUCUUGAUAUGGGAAACCUACAAGUUUUCCUCUGGUAUCUAUGCAUUUUGAGUUUCUAAGGCCAUUCCCCUCGCGUUCACAUAUAUAUGGGGGAAAUGGAAAGGAAAGGAAAAGGAGACGGGAAAGUCCAGUUUCGCCUUUCGAAACUUUGGUAAUAAUGGUGAAACUUUGGGUUUUUUUUGCCUGUGUCGCCUUGAUGGGGGCUGUAGUUGGAGGGUCAGGAGUCGGUGUGAAUUGGGGAACACAGGCAACUCAUCUUUUGCCGCCGAAGAUCGUUGUUCAGUUGCUGAAAGAUAAUGGUAUUAAGAAAGUGAAGUUGUUCGAAGCGGAUCCGGAGGCUAUGAAGGCUCUAGGCAAUUCUGGCAUCCAGGUCAUGCUUGGUGUUCCCAAUGACUUCUUGGCUGCACUUGCCGGAAGCGUCCGUGUCGCAGAAAAUUGGGUGGUGAAUAAUGUGUCUCACUACGUCUCCAAGUACGGCGUGGAUGUAAGAUAUGUCGCGGUUGGGAAUGAACCCUUCUUAAAAACCUUCAACGGGACUUUCCAGCAGACCACAUUCCCUGCUCUCCAAAAUGUUCAGGCAGCACUCAUAAAGGCGGGCCUGAGCAAGCAAGUGAAAGUUACAAUUCCUCUCAAUGCUGAUGUUUACCAGUCCUCAAAUGGCCUUCCUUCAGGAGGGGAUUUCCGGCCGGACAUCCAUGACCUCAUGCUCUCAAUCAUCCAAUUCUUAAGUAACAACGGGGCUCCAUUCACCAUAAACAUAUACCCUUUCCUUAGCUUGAAUGCGGACCCAAAUUUUCCGACUGAUUUUGCUUUUUUUGAUGGCGGGUCUGUAUCAGUUGUUGAUGGCCCCAUCUCUUACACCAACGUGUUUGAUGCUAAUCAUGAUACACUGAUUUGGGCCCUGGAGAAGAAUGGGUUCCCAUCGCUCCCUGUGAUCGUUGGAGAAGUUGGGUGGCCCACAGACGGUGCUCCCUACGCAGAUUCAGAGUAUGCCAAGAAAUUCAAUCAGGGCUUCAUAUCCCGGAUCUCGAAUGGACAGGGCACGCCAAAGCGGCCGGGUGCACCGGAUGCUUACUUGUUUAGCUUGAUUGAUGAGGAUAUGAAGAGCGUCGCACCGGGCAAUUUUGAACGGCACUGGGGUCUCUUCUACUACGAUGGCUCUUUGAAGUAUUCUCUGGACCUCGGGAACGGGCAGAGCCUCGUUCCGGCAAGGGGUGUCAAGUAUCUGGCACGCCAGUGGUGCGUUCUCUCGCCCACCGCAAGUAUCAUGGACUCAAGCCUGCCGGGCGCUGUUAAUUACGCCUGCUUGAAUGCUGAUUGCACGAGUUUGGGGUACGGCUCAUCCUGUGGCGGCCUAGAUGCCAGGGGAAAUGCUUCCUAUGCGUUUAAUCGGUUCUACCAAACACAAAACCAACAGGGGGGCUCCUGUGAUUUUUCCGGCCUUUCCGUGAUCACACAGGCGGAUCCAUCGGAAGACGGCUGCCGGUUUGAUAUCAUGAUCAACGUCGGAGCACAGGAACGGAGCGGCAGCGUGUCGCUGGCUGCGAACCACAACAACAUGUCCUUGUUGGUAAUCUUGGGGAACUUGGCUUUGAUCGUGUUCUUGCUUUCAUGAAGCAGAAGCGGCAGCAGCAGCGGACUGAAUUGAAGAUAUAAAUACAGUUAUUCGGAUAUGGCUUUUGGGUGGGCGGGCACGACAGCCUUGUCCCUUCCUCGUCCGGUAGCCCCGCAGCCUAUUUAAGAUAAUAAAAAAGAGAGAGACACCACACUUGAUCCCCAGCCAGCCCAAUACUGCUGCUCGGAAUGCAUCGCCCGCUGCCUCGACGACAGGACCAGUGGUGAGUCUCUGGCGAUUUGCCAUGUACAAUAGUGUAUCAUACCUUUUCCAUGUGUCAAAAUUUGAUGGGUUCAUGGGAUUAUUUCUAGGUUUGUACUUAAUUGCGUUUGUGGUGGGGGAUGACCUACAAUUCCUUGGCAUUGUAACAUUCUCUUUCCCAAUUUGACCGACGGGACAAUUGAAUUUGUUGCAAAACCAGGUAGGAUAUUCCGUCCUCACACGCAUCAUUCUUCUUCUUUUAGAAUCCUGAUAAGGUUGCAAAAAUAAUUCGCCUUGCUUAGUCCAUAUUUUUUUGGCCUUUUGCCAAUACCGGAACCCGCUGUCAUUUUGCUGAUUGGUGUGAUGUAUCAAUCGACACAUCUCCAUCCAUACAACGUUUACUUUUAUUGAAAAAAUAGCCACUGGUUUAAAACUAAUUAGGAAACGAAAGUAGCUUAUU